Cokeromyces recurvatus is the source of this 816-nucleotide messenger RNA. RefSeq lists its product as uncharacterized. The record is from RefSeq and is a predicted model, not a curated record. The coding region runs from base 161 to 577 and encodes 138 amino acids. NCBI's taxonomy places the organism in Eukaryota, Fungi, Mucoromycota, Mucoromycetes, Mucorales, Mucoraceae. The transcript has 4 exons. Gene Ontology annotation, molecular function: RNA binding. Gene Ontology annotation, biological process: RNA processing. Gene Ontology annotation, cellular component: nuclear exosome (RNase complex); cytoplasm.
GUCAAAUAUUACAUCAGAAGCAGUUACACCUGGACAACGUCUUGGUUAUGCAGCAGAUUAUCAACAAGGACCUGGUACAUAUGAACGCGAUGGUUUAUUAUAUGCUAGUGUGGUUGGUCAAAGAUACAUUGAUCCCGCUAAAGAUGAUCAAUUGCCUGUUAUGAGAGUAACAAGAGAGAAAGAACAAUCGGCAGUACCCGAAGUUGGUAGUGUGAUUACUGGUAAAGUUAUUCGUGUUGCACCUCAUCAAGCAGUCAUUGCCAUUAUGGUUGUUGGUAGUAUUCCCUGUAAAGAAGAUUUUAUGGGCGUUAUUCGUACACAGGAUGUACGUGCAACAGAAAAGGAUAAAGUAAAAAUAUAUAAUUCAUUUAGACCAGGCGAUGUGAUUAAGGCAGAGGUUAUUUCGUUAGGUGAUGCACGUUCUUACUUUUUAUCAACAGCCAAAAAUGAAUUAGGUGUUAUUUAUGCGACCAGUGUUGCAGGUGCAACAAUGAUACCCAUUUCAUGGCAAGAAAUGCAAUGUCCAAAGACAAAAGCAAUUGAAUUACGUAAAUGUGCAAAACCAGAUUUAUUAUAAUGGCUUCCUUAUAUUUAUAGGUAUUUUAUCUUGUGGAUAUUUCCAUUCUGGAUGAUUAUAUAAUACAAUUGUAUCUACCUUUUCCCAUUUUGGUGAAUCUAAAAAAAAAAAAAUCCCCCAAAAUAAUACAAUAAAUGUAUAUGCACAUAUAAUAUAUAUACAUGUUAAUAAACAAGUUGAAUAAUUCCCUUUAUACAUAUAUAGUAAUGUGCUUACCUAUAGACGAUGGAUGAUGUAAU